AGAAAAUAUCGGUGGCCAUGUCAGAGCGAAGGAAGACUUUAGAGGUUUCUUUGCUUCUCUGCGAAGCGCAAACGCAACUCUUUUAACUUUUCCCGAAAGCUCCCGAAGAAGAAGAAUAAAUAAAUAGAUAGACAGAGACCCUCCUCUAUCAGAAAUCUUAGGAUUAUAUAGAAUGGAUACGGCGGAGUUCGAUUACCUGUUCAAGUUGUUGCUGAUCGGGGAUUCUGGGGUGGGGAAGAGCACGCUCAUCUUGAGCUUCACUUCCAAUACCUUUGAGGAUCUCUCUCCUACCAUCGGUGUGGAUUUUAAGGUGAAACAUGUUACAGUCGGGGGGAAGAAGUUGAAGCUUGCAAUUUGGGACACAGCUGGACAAGAAAGAUUUAGAACACUAACUAGCUCAUAUUACAGAGGAGCUCAAGGGAUAAUAAUGGUAUAUGAUGUAACAAGGCGUGACACUUUUACAAAUCUGUCUGAUAUAUGGGCUAAAGAAAUUGACUUGUACUCAACAAAUCAAGAUUGCAUCAAGAUGCUUGUUGGCAACAAAGUCGAUAAGGAAAGUGAAAGGGUUGUCAGCAAAAAAGAGGGUAUUGACUUUGCUAGAGAAUACGGAUGCCUUUUUUUAGAAUGUAGUGCAAAAACUAGAGUCAAUGUGGAGCAAUGCUUUGAGGAGCUCGUAUUAAAGAUAUUGGAUACACCUAGUCUCUUGGCUGAGAGCUCAGCCGGGGUGAAAAAGAACAUCUUCAAAGAAAAGCCUCCACAAUCUGAUGCGUCCACUAGUGGUUGUUGCUCUUGGAAUAAAAAGAACAGAAAAAGAAAAGAAAAGAAAAAAGAGCGGCACAACAUGAACACGGCUGUAGGAGAUUGUGGCACCACCACCACCACCACCACCUCCACCUCGGAUCCCCGCAAUCCCACAAAUCUGACGGACUCAACGUCCGAUGCCGAUCCGGAGGCAGAGGAGGAGGCUCCACCACCACCACCUCCAGAAGUACCCAUCAUAAUGUCCUCCAGGGAUCCCGAUGCCAUCUUCAGCGGUGGCGGCAUCAGCUUGCUUACUGGAAGUCGAAAUGGGAGUUUCAACUAUGGUUAUUCUACUUUCAAGGGUAAAAGAGCUUCCAUGGAGGAUUUCUAUGAGACAAGGAUUUCAGAAGUUGAUGGUCAGAUGGUUGCUUUUUUUGGUGUUUUUGAUGGCCAUGGGGGUUCAAGAACUGCUGAAUACCUAAAAAACAACCUUUUCAAGAAUUUAAGCAGCCACCCUGAUUUCAUCAAAGACACAAAGACAGCUAUUGUUGAAGUAUUUAGACAGACAGAUGCAGAUUACCUCAAUGAAGAAAAAGGCCAGCAAAAGGAUGCUGGUUCAACUGCAUCAACUGCUUUGCUGUUAGGGGACCGGCUGCUUGUUGCAAAUGUUGGUGAUUCCAGAGUAGUUGCCUGUAGAGCUGGUUCAGCUUUACCGUUGUCUAUUGAUCACAAACCUGAAAGAUCUGAUGAGAAGCAACGGAUUGAAGAGGCUGGAGGUUUCAUCAUUUGGGCAGGAACAUGGCGGGUUGGCGGUGUUCUUGCCGUUUCUCGUGCAUUUGGAGACAAACUACUAAAGCCAUAUGUUGUUGCUGAGCCUGAAAUACAGGAAGAAGAAAUUGAUGGUGUAGAUUUUAUAAUUAUUGCAAGUGACGGACUUUGGAAUGUCAUAUCAAAUAAGGAUGCUGUGGCUUUGGUGCAGGAUAUACCAAAUGCGGAAGAGGCAUCAAGAAGACUUAUAACAGAAGCUUAUGGCCAUGGAAGUUCAGAUAACAUUACCUGUAUCGUUGUUCGGUUUGAUAUAUCUUGAGCAGAUACACUAAUAUUCUCAGGAUUUAGGAUCAUUAAAAAGAACCCAAGCCAGUUAAGCAGCAGCAGCAGUUAAUUUCUUUCGCGCAUUUUUUAAUCUUUUCAAAAGACUGUUUAUUAGUGUGACAGGCUAACAACUGAGUUUCCAAGAUGUUGGUCCUGGACAACAAUUGAUUCUGUUUAUUUCAUGGUUUAUGGAAUUGAUGUAAAUUUAGAAUGUUA
Messenger RNA from Alnus glutinosa, 2049 nucleotides. Its product is annotated as probable protein phosphatase 2C 11. Lineage: Eukaryota; Viridiplantae; Streptophyta; Magnoliopsida; Fagales; Betulaceae. The coding region runs from base 173 to 1828 and encodes 551 amino acids. The transcript has 15 exons. The record is from RefSeq and is a predicted model, not a curated record. Gene Ontology annotation, molecular function: protein serine/threonine phosphatase activity; GTP binding; cation binding. Gene Ontology annotation, biological process: protein dephosphorylation. Gene Ontology annotation, cellular component: nucleus; cytosol.